This is a messenger RNA of Eubalaena glacialis (North Atlantic right whale), 1274 nucleotides long. It is a transcript of the gene KLK15, whose product is annotated as kallikrein related peptidase 15. Gene Ontology annotation, molecular function: serine-type endopeptidase activity. The record is from RefSeq and is a predicted model, not a curated record. Gene Ontology annotation, biological process: proteolysis. Lineage: Eukaryota; Metazoa; Chordata; Mammalia; Artiodactyla; Balaenidae.
AUGUGCCUGCUCGCUUUCUUCUGGCUUCCAAGCUACCCCAGAUGCUGCUGGAGGAUCUGGAGGGGACAUCAGCAGAGCCCUGGUCCCUCCUUCGCAACGUGCCUUCUCCUCACCUUCUCCUUCCUGCUGACGUCUGCAGGUGAGGACGACAGUGACAAGGUGCUGAGGGGUGAUAAGUGUGCGCCCCACUCCCAGCCAUGGCAGGUGGCCCUCUUCGAGCAUGGACGCUUUAACUGCAGUGGUUCCCUCAUCUCCCCGCACUGGGUGCUCUCUGCAGCCCAUUGCCAAUCGCGGUUCGCCCGCACAGCUCCACGAGAGCUGCGCCAGCGCGAUGGCCCGGAGCAACUGCGGGCUGUUUCUCAUGUCCCACAUGCGCAUUAUGAAGCGCAGAGCCACCGUCAUGAUAUCCUGUUACUGCGUCUAACCCGGCCCGCGCGCGUCUCUACCAAAGUGCCCCGGGUCCCGCUGUCCACGCGCUGCCCCCAGCCCAGCGAGGCCUGUGUGGUGUCUGGCUGGGGCUUGGUGUCCGACAACAAGCCUGGGGCCACAGGGAGCCCCGUGUCACAAGUGAGACUCCCAGAUACGUUGCAUUGGGCCAACAUCAGCAUUAUCUGGACCACAUCUUGUAACAAGGACUAUGCAGGGCGCCUGGUGAACACCACGGUGUGUGCGGGCGUGGAGGGCAGAGGCACGGACUCCCGUGAGGGUGACUCCGGGGGACCCCUGGUCUGUGGGGAUGUCCUGCAGGGCAUUGUGUCCUGGGGUGAUGUCCCCUGCGACACAACCACCAAGCCCAGUGUCUAUACCAAAGUCUGCAGCUACUUGGAGUGGAUCAAGGAAACCAUGACGAGGAACUGACUAUUCUGGCCUACCACCUGUGUCCCUGACUACACAGAAGCCCCCAUGGCUGGCCAGCAGCCCCAGCUUGACCUGGAACAGAACUGGGCCAUCCCCUAAGACCCCGUCCAAGACCCAGAGGUUAGCCAAGGACUUGCCCAUCUGAUACCAGAGCUGGUGCUCCAGGUCACCUGUUUGAUACCAGAAUAACAGAAAACACUGAUGCAAGUUUCUCUGUGGAAGUUUCUGCAACUUACUUCUGGGGAUGAAGAGAAAUGGGGGCCACAGACUGGGUGGGGAACUCACAGCCACUAUAUACUGUUCCUUUUCACCCACUGCCCUGAUGUUCAUUCAGCAUCUAGGACCGGCUAUUUGAUUUUGAGCCAAAGACCCAACCUCAGUCAGCCUGGAUUUCCCCCAUCUCAUAUUGCUUUCCU